AUGGAUUAAUAAACAUAGCCUGCGUAAAUUUCCUUUGGGGAAUAAAAUUGUAGGUGUGUUUCGAACAUUGUGUUCAACAAAAGACACGUGUUUGCUGUUGGAACCUGGAAUGCUAAGAAAAAUAACGAAGUAACAAUGAAUUUGAAUUAUAUUUAUACAGAUCUAUGUGAAUGAAUAUUUGGAAUUGGAAUAAAAGAUAGUAUAAUUGUAUAAAAUACCAAUAAAUGGAAUGGUGGAGAAGAUCAUAGCGAAAAAAGAACAACUGUAUGUUAUUUACAUUGAUCGUAUCAACUAAAGUUAAAUUUUAGCAUAAUAGAGAAAGACAAAACUUUGUUGCAUAGAAUUGGCUGACAAUGGAAGGCAUCAAGUAAAUUUCGAUUUGUUGUAUGAAGGAUUGACGAAGUAAUAUAUUAAACUUUAAAUUCUAGUGUUAUUUGUCCAGAAGAUGAUCCAAUUAUCUACUUGAGUUCCAACAAAUCCAUUAUUCAAUUUGAUUUGAAUAAAUAAUCAUUUGACAACAUCAUUGAUGACAAUGAUCUCUAUAAUCUGUGUGAAUAGGACCCUCAUCAUAAGAAUUUAUUUGUUAGAUCCUAAAACAAUUAUCUGUGCAUAUAAGAUACUAGAGAAAAAAAGUAAUAAGAAUUAUCACCAUUAGAGUAAACAAAUUCAAAGCGCAUAGUCUAUAAAUAUUGGAUAUAGAUUUCAAUCCGAAUAAAUAAUAUUAUCUAAUAACUGGAGGUGAGGAUUGCUUGGCCAAAGUUUGGGAUAUUCGUAAAACACAAUAUGCAAUUAAAUCAUUUGAAGAUCUGUAGAAUUCAGUUCUGUAAGCUAAAUUUAAUAAAUUUCAUGAUCAAUUAGUUUCGUUGGCAUGUAAUUUAAAAUAUCCAUAAUUGUAGUUGAUGAUGGCACUAUAUCAUUGUACAAUAUUACAUCAGUUUCAUCUGUCCCUUAACUAAACAAGGAAGAAGAUUAUUUGGUUAAACAGUAUGAUGAACAUGAAGACUCAAUUUAUGGAUUAAGUUGGUCAAGAGGAACUGCGUGGGUUUUGGCAUCAAUAGGUUAUAGUGGUCAUAUGAUAAUAAAUACAGUUCCAACAACUGAGAAAUAUAAAAUAUUAUUGUGA
This is a messenger RNA of Paramecium octaurelia, 1123 nucleotides long. The record is from the annotation of a GenBank genome assembly. NCBI's taxonomy places the organism in Eukaryota, Ciliophora, Oligohymenophorea, Peniculida, Parameciidae.